ACAUUGCAAUAUUGCAUUGCAAUUGCGCCCCUCUUUUAUCUAUCUAUCUAUCAUUCUGCUACAGACACAAACACAGUCAUCAUCAUCAUCAUCAUCAUCAUCAUCAUCAUCCUCUUUUCACCUUUUUAGCAACUCAAAAUCUUCAAAAACCACCAAUCACUCUUCUUCAUCACCUCUGUGGCUCUUAUCUUCCGCCAUUUCCACUCUCUCUCCUCAUUCCUCACAUUUUCUCUCUCCUCAGAGCAGCAGAAAGAAACUUAUAGUACUAAAGAUGCUGGUGUUAUCUUCCUCUGCUCCACCCAUUCUUGAGGUUUUCAAAGAUAGGGUUUCCUCUUCGUUUUCCACGUCUUCGUCUUCGUCUUCUCCUGCGUUUGCGCUUGUUUUUCGUCACACUUUGUUCAAUCGAAGUAACUCGUCUUUCUUCUGCUGCUGCUCUUCCAAGCUCAGAUUAAUGGCGGACGCUGCUCCUUCAUCAUCGUCAUCGUCAUCUGCUGAUUCUUAUUCUGUUGCUGCUGCUGCUAAAUCGCUUGAAGAGGCGAAUAACACGAUUGAUAUCAAGAGAGAGAAUGAGAUUUCACUCUAUCGUCCUCGUACUUUUUCCGACGUUCUUUCUGUAGAAGAGCUGAUUUCUGUAAUAAAAGAAAAUUCUGAACUUGGUAGGAUUCCUGUAAGUGUUGCGUUGGCUAUGGAGGAAGUUCUUCACAACUACCGCAAUGCAGUCCUUUCUAGUGGAUCUUCUCAUGCUGAUGAUAUUGUGCUGUCAAACAUGAGUGCUAUGCUGGAUCUUGUAUUGUUGGAUAUUAAGGAUCCUUACAUAUUUCCACCAUAUCACAAAGCUAUUCGAGAGCCGUUUGACUAUUUUUCAUUUGGUCAAAAUUACAUUCGACCAUUGAUUAAUUUUGGAAAUUCUUAUGUUGGCAAUAUCACCCUUUUCCAUGAGAUGGAGGAGAAGCUUCAGCAGGGGCAUAACGUUGUCUUGAUGUCCAACCAUCAAACUGAAGCUGAUCCUGCCGUUAUUGCACUGCUUUUGGAGAAGACAAACUCACGCAUCGCUGAAAACUUGAUUUAUAUAGCUGGUGAUCGAGUUGUAACUGAUCCUGUUUGCAAGCCCUUUAGCAUGGGAAGGGAUCUUCUUUGUGUUUACUCUAAGAAGCACAUGCAUGAUGUUCCUGAGCUUGUUGAUGUAAAGAAAAGAGCAAAUACAAGAAGUUUAAAAGAGUUGGUCUUACUUUUAAGAGGUGGUUCAAAAAUAAUCUGGAUCGCACCCAGUGGUGGAAGAGAUCGUCCAGAUGCUGUCACUGAUGAAUGGUAUCCUGCAAAAUUUGAUGUCUCUUCAGUGGAUAAUAUGAGAAGGCUCGUUGAACAUGCUGGCGUACCUGGACACAUUUAUCCAUUAGCAUUAUUAUGCUAUGACAUUAUGCCCCCUCCAGCACAGGUUGAAAAAGAAAUUGGUGAGAAAAGAGUGAUGCAAUAUCAUGGAGUUGGGUUAUCUGCAGGGCCGGAGAUCAACUAUAAUGAUCUGUCUCUAGGUUGUGAAAAUGAGGAAGAGGCUAAGUCAGCUUACACAAAAGCGUUGCAUGAUUCUGUUGAUGAACAAUAUAAAGUCCUCACAGAUGCUAUACUUGGAAAACAAGAUGUAGGUGCAUCAACCCUGACUUGUUCUCUGUCACAACCUUGGACUAGUUGACAAUGGAGGCCUUUUGCUUUCCUUUUAGGUAAUUUCCAAUCUUUAUCUGCCUUUAUAUGCUCUCGGUAACUAUUUGUGUUAGGAAACAAGGUGUUGUAGUUUGAUUUAAUGCGGAACAAAAUCAAUGGAAUAAUAAAGGUGACCAAACAAAGAACACAAGGAUUUAUGCGGUUCAGUCAAAUUUGACCUACGUCCACAGAUGGAGGAUUAGAGUUUCUUCCCAAUAAUGAAGAAAAACAAGAGAAAAAUACAAGGAAACCUAAGUUUACCAGAGGCUAAAAGUGUUUCUAAAGUUGUGUAUAAAAUAAUGAGCACCAGGAAGCCAUUUUAUAACAUAAGGAACCCCAUACAAGCCCUAAAAAAUAAAUAAGAAAACCGAAAUAAGUCAAAAUGCUGAGCCACUAAGCCGCCCGAUCGGGUCGGGCUGACAUCCCGAUUGGCGGCCAACUUCUCCAAACUGCCACUGACUCGGUCCCGAUCGAGCGACGUGCGCCCAGUCGUAGUUCGCGACGUACGCCCAAUCGGGCGUACCCGCCUGAUCGGAUCAUGCGGGCUUGCGAAACCAAAGGCACGAAACAUUAACAGAUCUCCACCUUGACUUGAAAACGAUCAAACAAGAUAACUCCACCUUGAACCAAGAAGUGAUGCUCACUUAAAAAACCAUAGAACCUCCACAUUAAACAAAAUUUCAUAAACCUACUCAUUGUAGGCAAUCCAGUAAAUGGACAUAUCUUCUGUAAUUGUGUACCGAUUCGUCUUCGAACACAAAAUCCGUAUACAAAACCAUCACAUGGCCUAGAUCGA
Beta vulgaris subsp. vulgaris (sugar beet) is the source of this 2491-nucleotide messenger RNA. RefSeq names its product glycerol-3-phosphate acyltransferase, chloroplastic. The record is from RefSeq and is a predicted model, not a curated record. The transcript has 12 exons. The coding region runs from base 272 to 1687 and encodes 471 amino acids. Gene Ontology annotation, molecular function: glycerol-3-phosphate O-acyltransferase activity. NCBI's taxonomy places the organism in Eukaryota, Viridiplantae, Streptophyta, Magnoliopsida, Caryophyllales, Amaranthaceae. Gene Ontology annotation, biological process: glycerophospholipid metabolic process.